This is a messenger RNA of Dendroctonus ponderosae (mountain pine beetle), 1052 nucleotides long. Its product is annotated as NFU1 iron-sulfur cluster scaffold homolog, mitochondrial. The record is from RefSeq and is a predicted model, not a curated record. Gene Ontology annotation, molecular function: iron ion binding; iron-sulfur cluster binding. Gene Ontology annotation, cellular component: mitochondrion. Lineage: Eukaryota; Metazoa; Arthropoda; Insecta; Coleoptera; Curculionidae. Bases 149 to 931 code for a protein of 260 amino acids. Gene Ontology annotation, biological process: iron-sulfur cluster assembly. The transcript is spliced from 4 exons.
GUAUAUAGAAAAGAUUCGGAAACCAGACUAGAGAACAGAGACAAGUCUUGUCUCUGCUAGAGAAGACUAUUUUCAAACAUAACCGCUUUUGUUAUUGACGAUUGUUAAUUAUUUAAUGUUCCUUACUUUAACAAAAUAAGAAACUACCAUGUUUCGUAGUGUAUUAAGUUCCACUCACAGUUGUGCGAAAACCGCCUCAACGUUCUGUAAGGUUUUCCAAAACUUACCAUUACAUUUUAAACUAACAACGGCACCGAAACAGUUUAGAUACUUGACAACAACAAAUGCAUUAUCAAUGUUCAUACAAACGCAAGACACUCCAAAUCCAAACAGUCUUAAAUUUUUGCCGGGUACAAAAGUACUGGAACCAGGACAAACAAUUGAUUUUCCCAAACCUCAAGAUGCUUUCUGCUCACCUUUAGCGAAGUUAUUGUUUCGCAUUGAAGGUGUAAAAGGAGUCUUCUUAGGACCUGAUUUUAUUACGAUUACAAAGACUGAUGAAGAAGUGGAAUGGAAAAUUAUCAAACCAGAAAUCUUCGCGACUGUUAUGGAUUUUUUUGCUAGUAAUUUACCGGUACUUAGUGAGGCAAAACCAAAUUCUGAUACUCAUAUUAAUGAAGAUGACGACGAAACUGUCCAAAUGAUAAAAGAACUUCUUGAUACAAGAAUUCGCCCAACAGUUCAAGAAGACGGGGGUGAUAUUAUUUUUAUGGGUUAUGAGGAUGGUAUAGUUAAACUGAAAAUGCAAGGAUCUUGUUCGAGUUGCCCUAGUUCUGUAGUGACAUUGAAAAAUGGUGUUCAGAAUAUGUUACAAUUUUACAUACCUGAAGUAGUAGCAGUUGAGCAGGUUUUAGAUCAGUCAGAUAUUGUAACUGAAAAAGUCUUUGAGGAAGUUGAUCGCAAAAUUACAAAACAAACUGGUGAAACGUAAGUUAUACCUAUAUUGAUAGAAUAACACUCUUUACGGUCGUAUAUUCUUCUGUACAGUAAAAUUAUGUAUAUUUUCAAAUUAUAAUCGUGUUUACCGUAACUUAUUAUACAUAUUUACAUAG